Ficedula albicollis (Collared flycatcher) is the source of this 2708-nucleotide messenger RNA. RefSeq lists its product as uncharacterized. The transcript has 6 exons. The record is from RefSeq and is a predicted model, not a curated record. The coding region runs from base 2 to 2263 and encodes 753 amino acids. Lineage: Eukaryota; Metazoa; Chordata; Aves; Passeriformes; Muscicapidae.
AAUGGAAAGAGGCCUGAUUUUGUCACCAGGUUUUCCAAACAACUACUACCCAGGGACACACUGUGUCUGGCAGUUUUUCAUUCCCAUGAGAACCCAUCUCAUCUUGGAAAUAUUUGACUUUGACGUUUUUGAGAGCUCUAGUGAAACUCCAACCCCCUGGGAUGGCUUUUCAGCCCCUGCUAUAACAGACAAUAAGGACAAGCCUUCUCUUGAGGAAAACCUGGGCUUUGCUGCCCACACCACAAAACCCUCUCUCCAGACCUCGACAUUGAAGGUGGCUCAGAACCUGAGCAGCACCAGAGACCAGUCAAAGGACCUUGCUGGUCAUCUGGAGGAACUUCCAGGAACCAUCUCAAAAAAAGGUGAAGCCAAACAAGCAUCUGAAGAAAACCAGUGGAAGCAGAUGAAGGAACCCAAAGGGAUCACCAAGGCUCGGCCAGAGGAGCUGCCAGUCCCUGUGGCUGGCAGUGCCUCAGGGCAGAGGCAGAAUACCAGUGGGCUGGGAGCAGGAGAGGAUUUGGAAGGGAAGAUGUUGCUUGCCCACCUAGCUGCUAGUGAGAGAGAUGCAGUCACAGUGGAGAGCUGGACUCUUCCCUCGACAGCACUGCCCUUGGACAUCUCCUCCAGCCCUCAGGCAGCAGUGGAUGUCUGUCCCCAUGAUGUGUUAUAUGUUUCUGACCUCAUCACGUUUUCCUCUCGCUUCUGCGGCCUGAAUUCCCCUGUGAACAAGACCAUGGUGUUUGGUUCACCUCUGGAAAUGGUGGAGGUGAUCCUGGAGCUGAUCACCACCACGGGCCGGGGCCGGGGCUUUGCCAUGCUCUUCGAGUACAGGAACAUCUCGCAGCCCGGGGCUGUGGACGCUGUGAGGCAGGAGAGGAGGGAGAGCAUGAUGCUGCUGGCAAUUCUAACAGGGAUCCUUGUCUUUGCUCUUGUUUUGCUCUCUGCCCUCUGUGUAGCUUGCAGGCAGAGAACGUGCCCCAAAAGGAGCUCAUCCAACGCAUGCAGUGACCAGGAGAACAGGAUCCAGAACUCCACUGCCGAUAUCAAUGAGCUGCAGCUGGUGGUGCCAAGCCGGGAGAACGAGAACAACAACCACUCUGUGAGCCGGGAGCAGGCGGUCACUUCCUGCAGAGGCAGCACAGAACGGUCUCCUCAGGACACUGACCCAGAUGUGCCCUCCUCCAUCUCUGCAGUGACCACCGAGACUGGGAGUGAUGAAGUGUUUAUCAUUUCUGCUGGACCUGGGACCAGCGGGCUGAGCUUUACCACCUACAGGAUCCAGGACAAAAACCUGAAAAGGAGUGUGACCAGCCCGGCCUCUGUGUCCGACUGGCUGAGCUCCCAGCCCACGGCAGGGGCAGACGCUGCUGAGAAGGGGAACGUGCAGCUGGAGCAUCCCUGUCCCAGGCAGCGCACCUGGAGCGCCCGCACCUUCCACGACCUCCUGGCUCCAAUACCGCAGCUGCAGAAGAAAUGGUGCAGCUGGAGCACCAACAGCCCCUUCACAAAGCUGGUUGACAGCAGCGGUUUUUCUACAGCUGCAAGAUCCCAAGGUGUGCCAACCAGAAAGGUAAUCUCAGCCACUGAGAUAGAGGGAGCAUCAGAGACUAUUUACUCUGAUUCAUCUGCCAGUAAUGCCUCAUACCCCCUCACUCUGUCUGCACAGAGGCAGCGGAAGUUAACUUCCUGCAAUUUGAAGAAAUCCAGAUUUGGGAACCCUUAUUUUGGAAUUUUAGCCAGCUCCCCUGACAGCAAACAUGUGAGGUCCUUGGAUCCCUCAAGACAUCUAGGGGCAGCAUCUCCAGUUAACAGCCAAAGUCCCAAAAAUCUUUUGGAGAGCUCCAACCCACUGAAAAUCAACUUGGUCAACAGUUCAAAAACAAAGGAGCUUAUGGUAGAAACAGAUAAAAACAAACCAGUUUUUGUUAUUUCUGAAGAAGGGGAUGAUCAGCAGCCUCUGGUCCUGGCAGAACACCUCAGUCAGUGUGGAGAUCACCUGUCAGAGCAAAAUGCUGUGUAUGCUCCAGCCAUGCCAGAGAAACAGCUGGGGGUUCUGACUGCAGAGGGGAACAGCUCUGCCACCUUCACCUCGAGCCUUCCCCUUUGGGCAAAAUCCCCCACUUCAUACAAAGGCCAUGGGAAGGCCCCCAGCUCCUCCAGGGACCAGCAGAGCUCAGCGGGUGGAGAUGCCAACACCACUGAGACCUUACAGAACUGUGACACCCCCGCUGCUACUAUGCUGUGCCAAGCUUCAGUCCAGUGAUGUCCUCGGAGAGACUGAAACAUCAGUUCCCAAACCCAGAGGGAGCAGGGACAUGAGCAGAGCAGAAGCUGUGCAGAGCAGUUGAGUGUGGCAGUCACAUGUGGCAGCUUUGUAGAGAGCAGUCUUCGCUUCCCACACAUUGGGACUGAGAUUACAAGGAUACAAACCACGGAACAGCACAAAUGGCAUCUCCCCUUAUGCUCACUAACCUCAUCUCUCUUCUCCUGCAUGAGAUUUGGAUGUAGUUUGUACAAGAAAGCAUCCUCUAAAAAGGUACUUCAGACUGCAGAAAACUCUUUUCUGGGAUGGGUAUGAAAGUAACCUGGGGUGGUCACACCGUGGUUUAUAUGUGAAAUGCAAAUCAGUCCCUUGUCCCUGAGGUAUCAAUUGAGUCUUUCUGUUGGGAGCUCUGACUUAAAUUCUGUUUAUAGCUCUGCCUGUACAA